AUGGUCGACCCGGUCUCGUACGUCAAGAUGUUCUUCCGCUCCGUCUUCUCGGUGUUCAGUCCGUCGACGACCACGGUGUGGCAGAACAACAUCGCCUACUCCAUCACGCUGCACAAUCCGCGCGUGCUGCUCUACCGCGGGCCCGAGACGUACCUCACCUUCUCCGUGUAUGCACAGGCGUACUCGGCCGACGCGCGCAAGCAGCUCGAGUCCGUCUCGGCAGGUCAGAUCGCCGAGAUCGUCAAGAACACCAACGUGCAGCUCGUGCAGAAGGGCUGGAUCGCCGGUGCGGUCGGAUGGAAUGCGGCGGGCUAUCUCGGCGUUGCCACCAAGAAGGGCUGGGAUGUGACGCCUGCGGGGCGCGCGGGGUGGAAGGACACCCAGGCCGAGUCGGUGUCGCUCUCGCUGCAGCAGCAGGAGGAUGAGGAUUAUGGCGAAAAGCCCCAGCGUGGCGCUUCGAACGAGUACGAAAUGAGCACGCUUAGCAAGACCGACUCGUCCACCUCGCUAGAGUCGCAGCAGACGCGGCAUAUCGCCACCAAGCGCAAGGAGAAGAUCGACAAGCAGAUUCGCACACAGUCCACUUCCGAAGACUCGUCCUCCACCACCCGCGUUCUCGGUACCUACAAAUGUCGCAUUCCCGUAGAGACGGGCGAUGGCUACUUCCGUCUCUGGGUCACCCUUCCCUCUGUCGUUCGCGGCCAAGUGGGUAUUGGCAGUCCGACGUUCCGUCUGUUUUCGUUCUCGCUCACCUCGGCCUCUCCACGAGGAGCGGCGCUACUGCCCGUGCCCGUGAUUGUGCCCGAGCUCGCACUGCGCUCCGUCUCGAUCGCACUCACCACGCUCGUCUACGGCCUCUUCCCCGUCGCCGCGAUCGUCGACAAGCUGCUCCCGCGCUGGAUGUCGCGUCGCUUCAUCAACUGGAUCUACACCCGCGUAGGCGCCAAAAACAAGACCGAUCAGCUCCGUCAGAAGUACAAUGUGGACGAAAAGGUCGAACAGGCUAAACAGCAGGUUAGAAAGGUCCCCUUUGCUAGUGCGGGCAUUCGAACCGACUGGGAUCUUCACAGGGAUGCAAGCCGCGGCAGAGGCGGUUGGGCUUACCACUGGUGA
Moesziomyces antarcticus is the source of this 1113-nucleotide messenger RNA. RefSeq lists its product as uncharacterized. The record is from RefSeq and is a predicted model, not a curated record. The transcript has a single exon. Lineage: Eukaryota; Fungi; Basidiomycota; Ustilaginomycetes; Ustilaginales; Ustilaginaceae. The coding region runs from base 1 to 1113 and encodes 370 amino acids.